AUGAGCACAUGCGCCUGUCACAAAUGUCAACGCCAAUUCAUGACUAUAAAGAAGACCAGCAAGCUUGACUACUCUGGAUUCAAGUAUAGCAAUUGGGUGAGACGCACGAAGACAAUGAAUCUGGAACACGCUGUCAGCUGGGCAAAUGCAUUGAACAAUACUGAGCGAACAUGCCUAGAAAAAGAAAAUGGCACUCGGUGGUCAGAGCUUCAUCGGUUAUCUUACUUUGACCCAGUCCACUUUACAGUUAUAGACCUGAUGCAUAACCUCUAUCUUGGAACUGCAAAGCGAAUGAUUCAGAUAUGGCGCAAGUGUAACUACAUCAAUGAAAAGAAUCAGUUAACUAUGCAAGAGCUUGCCAAUGGUAUUGUUAUACCUUGUGGAUAUGCGCGUAUAACAAAGAAGAUUGCUGAUGGUUUUUCGUUCAUGAAAGCUGAUGAGUGGAAGUCAUGGUGCGUCAUAUACUCUCCAUUUGUUCUGAAGCAUGUGCUCCCAGCCAAGAAUCUUGAAAACUGGAUUUUGUUUGUUGACACAUACCGCUUACUCACAAAACCUUUGAUCAAUAACAAAGAAAUAGACGAAGCCCACAGUAAACUCCAAUUGUUUUGUACAAGAUUUCAGACACUGUAUGGAAAAUCGGCCGUGACACCAAAUAUGCAUCUACAUCUUCAUCUUGGGGACAGGGGGUUUUUGGAUGAUGGGGACAGGGUGUUACACAAGCUUAUAAAAUAUGAGACAAUACGGCAAAAUAUCCAAGCUUUAGCAUUCGAAUUAAGACAGAAAUCUAUCAAAAGCUAUGCAUCGUUUCUGUUUUACAUCUUUUAUAGUAAAAUUCACGUCUGUGAUUGGAUGAAGAUCUUAAUCAGAUUGCUUAUAAAUGCACAGACUUUGUACUCCAAAAAAUAA
This is a messenger RNA of Phycomyces blakesleeanus NRRL 1555(-), 906 nucleotides long. RefSeq lists its product as hypothetical. Lineage: Eukaryota; Fungi; Mucoromycota; Mucoromycetes; Mucorales; Phycomycetaceae. The record is from RefSeq and is a predicted model, not a curated record. The coding region runs from base 1 to 906 and encodes 301 amino acids. The transcript is spliced from 4 exons.